AUGUCAUACAGUACGGUCCCUGAUGAGUCGACUUACGAUUCCCGCAUCCAGCGGCCUCUGUUGCAGGCGCCCGAAAAGGUACGACAGUGUCCGCACUGCUCACGAGAGUUUAAGAAAAACGACCACUACGACCGUCAUGUCCGCUCCCAUACGAAUGAAAAGCCCUAUGGCUGCAGGACCUGCGGGAAGUUCUAUCCUCGCCGGGACACAUUGUUGCGCCAUUUCAAGACUCACGAAGUGACACGAGGCAAGCAAAGGGCUGCUAGGAUCGCCAUCAGUGAAGCUCACCCAGAUGCCUCCCCACCCGCAGCCUUGGAGCAGGCCGCACACGCGUCGAGUAUAGCUCUGCCUCCCAAGCCGACCUUGAGAUCAAAUUUGCCUCCUGCCGACACCGUCGUCGACACCACCGCCCCAAAUGAUCACGAUGGUAGUAUGGUCGUCCGUCCUCCGUUCGCGGGGUUCCAACAUGAAAUGAUCAUCAACCCGAAUGUCUCAAUCGCCGACUCUGGGUCGCAGCCUUUGGGACAUUGGUUUGGUGACGAAUUGGCCCAAAUGUCAGUGCCGUCAUCAUCCACAGAUCAAAGGGCAAGUUUCGACGCCUUCCCCGGCCACCAACUUACAAGCAUAGAGUCCUCUGUACUAGAUGGAUUUGCUCUUAAUGAUCCGCUCCUUCAGUUUGACGCCACAAACUGGCUUCUAGACGAGGACUUUGUCGACAUCGAGAAUGUGGGUUCUUCAUUGUAUGAAGCACGUCCACUGAGCGGCCAACCACACCUGAAACCAGCACCUUUGUCUUCGACCAGAGGGAGUGAUAGACCUCCAUCGGUACUCGAUCUACGACGCAUGUGGUUUCUCCAAGUCCGGAGUCACAUUGGAGUAGAAACAGAAGUGCAAGCCGUUAGCACGGAGAGGAGCGAUAUUGACGAGAAUUACCAUACGCAAAUGGUUGAAGAACUUCGCACACCACUACCCAAUGAACCAUUGCCAUCGGUUGAUCUUCUGAACCUCUGCAUUCACUUUUUCUUCACCCGCUUCAAUGUCGCGUUACCCCUCAUACACGGUCCAACCUUCAGACCGAGCGCGAGCAGCACCAUGUUCGUCCUGUUGAUAUGCGCCGCAGGAGCAAUGACAAUGACAUCUGACGCUGCCACACGAAUAGGGGCAAGGCUCUUUGAACGCGUCAUUAGAACUGGAGCCGUUGUUCCAUGGGAAAGGCGACUUUUACAGCACCCUCAUCUGAUGCGUGAUAAUAUCAGAGGAGCAGCAAUUGGCCAGACUUUUGCCCUCUUGUCAGGUGAUCCUGCUCACCGUACGAUCGCCGAUGCCUAUCAUGGGACACUGAUUUCGCUUGCCCGUUCCGUCAGCCUCUUUACCGAAACCCCCGAGUUCGGUCCCAACGAGAUGGUCUUAGGAGAUGAUCUUGAACGAGUAUGGAAACGUUGGGCUCGUUGCGAAGAGAUGAGACGCGCAGUUGUAAUAUUGCAUAUUCAGGAUGCUGAAAUUACCGCUCUCUUCCACCACGAACCGACUUUCCGACACAAUGUAAGCCGCUUACCACCACUUGCACCCGCAGAGCUCUUUCAAGCACCGACCGCCACAAUAUGGGCGAUGAAGUACAGAACGUGGCGGAGGAGCUGGCAAGAUCAAGCAAGCGUAGCUCUCGGAGAAGACACAAACCACUUAUCGAUGCUGAACUCUUGGGCGGUACUUUCUGGGAUAGGCGCUACUAUUUGCGAAUCUCGACACCUAAAAUUACUCUCUGCGGAACGUAUAACGGAGUUUCAAGCCGACCUUUUGAUGUGGUAUUCUUCACCCCAGAAUUGCUGCCAGAAAAAAGAAUGUCGAAGCCAAAGACAACCGGAGCUUCCAUUCUGCUUAAGGCCGCUAUGGCACCAUACAUUUAUGGUUCUUACGACAGAUUUCAACGCUCUGGAGCUGGCGGUGGGCAGGCAAGGCACCGAUAUCGACGCUUCAACAUUAAAUCAUGUUAGAACCUGGAUCUGCUCACCAGAAUCUAAACGUUGCCUCCUUCAUGCCAUGUGUCUUCAGAAUAUGGUUGCCUCAACAACUGUAGGCUCAGCAGAUGCCGUUCACACUGCCAGAAUCCUCUUUUCGGCUGCUCUAUGUUGGUAUUGUUAUAUGCUCUACUUACCUUGGUGUUCGGCCUCAGUCGGAUCGGAUGCACAUCUGUUGACCGAUAAGACAUCCGAAUAUCUGAUGACGUUGCCGGAAAUUCGGCUGUUACGAGAGAACAGGAGUGUUAUAGAGACACGGCCAGGUAUUCUGGACCAGGCCAUCGCGGAUCUGAAGGCAAUACUCGUCGCAAACACAGCGGUAAUGAAAGCUAGCACUUUAUGUGUACUCGAGUCGACUCUUCGACGACUUGGAACGAGUGGUAUCUCACGAAAGUUUGCGGACGUAGUCCAGGCCUUCGUCUCCGGGCAGACAGAAUGA
Cladophialophora psammophila CBS 110553 is the source of this 2454-nucleotide messenger RNA. RefSeq lists its product as uncharacterized. The record is from RefSeq and is a predicted model, not a curated record. The transcript is spliced from 5 exons. NCBI's taxonomy places the organism in Eukaryota, Fungi, Ascomycota, Eurotiomycetes, Chaetothyriales, Herpotrichiellaceae. Gene Ontology annotation, cellular component: chromatin. The coding region runs from base 1 to 2454 and encodes 817 amino acids. Gene Ontology annotation, biological process: DNA-templated transcription; regulation of transcription by RNA polymerase II. Gene Ontology annotation, molecular function: RNA polymerase II cis-regulatory region sequence-specific DNA binding; zinc ion binding; DNA-binding transcription factor activity, RNA polymerase II-specific.